AUGGGCGCAAACGGCGCGGUCGGCGCCACGGGCGCCCGCCGCGCGGUGGUGGUCGGCUGUGGGCCCGUGGGGUCCCUCGCCGCGAUCUAUUUGGCGAGGACGGGAUGGAGGGUGGAGGUUUUUGAGGUGCAGCCAAGAUAUGAGGAUCGGCUGGCUCAGGCCGGCGCGGCGCAGAGGGCCUACACCAUCCUGCUGGGGCCAAGAGGCAAGGAUGCGAUCAACGGCGCCGGGGCGAGCCUGGGGCGCGAUCGAGGCGUGGACUUGGAGGGUUAUGUGCUGCACCGUGGAAGGGUGGGGCAGACGAUGAACGUGGAUUUGAGGGCGGGAAAGUUGACGGCGAUCAAUCGCGACGUGCUGGGGUGGACGCUGCAGCAGCAUGGGGCGGCCGCGCACGCAGAUAGGAUCCAGUACUAUUUUGGCCACCGGCUGACCGGGCUGGAUUUUGAACAGAAGGUGGCGACGUUCGAAGGGGGCGGGGGGGAUGUUGCGAGAGGGUACGACCUGCUGGUGGGCGCGGACGGCGUGUGGAGCGGCGUGCGGGCGGAGAUGGCUAAGGCGGGCUUCCUGACGUUCCAGCAGCACAGGAACGUUGGGGGGAUCAAGGUCGUAGAGGUGGACGGCCUCCCUGGCGCCGGGGACGCGUGGGGCAGGCAGUGGCACAUGUGGGUGCGCCACUCGCCCAAGUUCGCGAUGCUGGGCUCCCCCACGCCCGCUGGGAGGUUCCGCCUGGGCAUCGGCACGAUGACACGCGACUGGGACGAGGAGUUCGGGCACUUAAGGACCGAGGCUGACGUAGCGGCCAAGUUUGAGUCUAAGUUUCCGGACCUCUUCGGCGGCAACCCGCUACCAGAGGGGCUGGCCAGGGACCUCCUGGAGCAGCGGGCCAGCCACAACGGUGUGGCGACACACUGCAGCGCCUUCCACGGCGGCGGCGCGGUGCUGGUGGGCGACGCCGCGCACUCCAUGUGGCUCAACCGGGGCCAGGGCUGCAACUCCGGUCUGGAGAGCGCUCGGAUUCUGUCGGAGGUGAUCGAGGAGCACGGGGGCGACCUGGCCAAGGCGCUGCCGGCGUUCACCGCUGCGAGGAAGCCCGACACUGACGCGGCGGUGGCCAUGUCCAAGAGGCCGCUGAUCAACCCAGGGGUGAUGCUGCGGGGCAUGGUGCUGUGGGCCCUCCACCGCGCGCUGCCGUUCGCUUUUGGGCCGCUGGCGGAGGAUGGCGUCGCCGACCCGCGGGUGCCCUACUCGAGGAUCGAGGCGAUGCACAGGUGGCAGGACGCGCAGCUGGCUGUGCUCGCGGCCGCAGGCGCGGUGGGCUUGGCCUGCCUCGUCCUGAGGGCGAGGCUCUUCCCGUAG
Messenger RNA from Ostreobium quekettii, 1356 nucleotides. The record is from the annotation of a GenBank genome assembly. Lineage: Eukaryota; Viridiplantae; Chlorophyta; Ulvophyceae; Bryopsidales; Ostreobiaceae.